AUGCACAUAGUACUGGAUGCUGGUCUUCCAGCGAGGGUCUCGAGACAGCGCCCUCUCCCUCGAAGCGUCGAUCACCACUUGUGCCCGGAGCAAGCAGUGGAGCGCAGCAUUGCAACUCCUUCGCGAAGGAGCUCAGUCGGGUACGAAGCUCUUCCAGGGGCACUACACUGCGGCGGUCAGCGCAUGCGGAAGAUGCGGACAGUGGCAAAGGGCACUGUCGGUGCUCAGAGAGAUUGGGGAGGCGAAGCUGGAGCCCGACGUCUCAGUUACAAUGUUGGGAUCAGCGCGUGCCAGAAGGCCGCGCAAUGGCAACAGGCCAUAUUGUUACUCGAAGAGAUGCGGGGGGCGAAUACAGAGCUCGACGUCAUCAGCUAUAGCGCUGGGAUCAGCACGUGCGACAAGGGCUCGCAGUGGCAGCGGGCGUUGGCCCUACUCAGCGAGAUGUGGGAGGCGCAGCUGGAGCCCGACGUCAUCAUUUACAAUUCUGGGAUCAGCGCGUGCGAGAAGGCCGCGCAGUGGCAAAAGGCCGUACAUCUUCUCAGAGAGAUGAGGGAAGUGAAAAUGGAGCCCGACGUCAUCAGUUACAGCGCUGGGAUUAGUACGUGCGAUAAGAGCGCGCAGUGGCAGCGGGCGCUGGCUCUACUCAGCGAGAUGUGGGAAGCGAAGCUGGAGCCCGACGUCGUUAUCUACAGCGCUGGGAUCAGCGCUUGCGAGAAGGCCGCGCAGUGGCAGCGGGCUCUGGCGCUGCUCAGCGAGAUGCGGGAGGCGAAGGUGCAGCCCAACUCAGCUACGACUCUGUGA
Molecule: messenger RNA, 801 nt
Organism: Prorocentrum cordatum
Lineage: Eukaryota; Dinophyceae; Prorocentrales; Prorocentraceae
Source: the annotation of a GenBank genome assembly